UAGCUAAAUAAUGACUAAGAAGACCUAGCCAAGCCGACGCCAUGUUGACCAAACCAAAAUGGCUGCAUGAGAGAUUAGUUGACAGUCAGUUGGCUAGAUUUGAGUUGGUUUCUUGUUUUGGAAAAUUACGUACUAUGUUAAUGUCUGGACCCUAUCAAAUCAGCAAGACUAAGGCGUUUCAUUGAAAUCAGUGUCUAUCCUCAUCAGACCAUCAUGAUCAAGUUUUUCCUGAUGGUCAACAAGCAGGGACAGACUCGCCUUUCCAAGUACUAUGAGAAUGUUGACAUCAGCAAACGUGCAGCACUGGAGGCAGAUGUCGUCAAGGGAUGCCUCUCCCGACGAAAAGAUGAGUGUUCCUUUGUGGAAUAUAAAGACUACAAGCUGGUGUAUCGGCAAUAUGCAGCCCUUUUUAUUGUGGUGGGCAUCACAGACACAGAGAAUGAACUCUCUAUUUAUGAGUUAGUGCACAACUUUGUUGAAGUUCUGGACAAGUACUUCAGUCGUGUUAGUGAACUGGAUAUCAUGUUUAACUUGGAUAAAGUGCACAUCAUCCUGGACGAGAUGAUUCUCAACGGGCAUGUGGUGGAGACCAACAAGAGCAGAAUCCUGGCACCCCUGCUUGUUCUGGACAAGAUGGUGGAGAGCUGAGCGCAAAAGCCUUUCCCUUGGUGACAGGGGGAGACCAUCCCUCCAUUCCAUACAUGCUCUGACAGGAGUGGUGCUGCACUAGACAUGGACUCACACCCAAGAGGACUUGCAUGCAGCCAAGCUUGUUGUCUUUGUGCUUUUGAUAAUGCUGUGUUUUCACUUUCUCAUCUGAUUUCAAAAAAGGUGUACAACAUGCCAGCACAGCUGCUGAGUAGAUCACAAGACGGAAGGAAAACCAUGACGCUGCAUACUUUGCAAACAUUUUUUAAUGAUUUUUUUUCGGAGCAUACACAUUUGAAAAUAUUUGUUUACUUCAAACUGCAACUUGAGUUAAAUAAAUGUUUAUAAUAUACAAAGAAAA
This is a messenger RNA of Alosa alosa (allis shad), 1009 nucleotides long. RefSeq names its product adaptor related protein complex 4 subunit sigma 1 (gene ap4s1). The transcript is spliced from 6 exons. Lineage: Eukaryota; Metazoa; Chordata; Actinopteri; Clupeiformes; Clupeidae. The record is from RefSeq and is a predicted model, not a curated record. Bases 214 to 648 code for a protein of 144 amino acids. Gene Ontology annotation, biological process: vesicle-mediated transport; protein transport. Gene Ontology annotation, cellular component: intracellular membrane-bounded organelle.